GCUUGGCUUCACCAGCUAGCUCUCUCCAUACCGCAUCUGUGUUUCCUUGUGUUUUGGAGCUCCAGGCGUAGCCAUGGCUGAGGUACUGGCCACCAUGGUGGUCGGGCCACUGGUGUCCAUGGUGAACGAGAAGGCCUCCAGCUACCUCCUGGACCAGUACAAGGUGAUGGAGGGCAUGGAGAAGCAGCACGAGCUCCUCAAGCGCAAGUUGUUGCACAUCCUGGACGUCAUGAUCGACGCCGAGGAACAGGCAGCAGCCAAGAGAGAAGGGGCGAAAGUUUGGCUAGAGGAGGUUCGGAAGGUUGCCUACCAGGCGAAUGAUGUCCUCGACGAGUUCAAGUACGAGGCGCUGCGCCGCAAAGCCAAGGAGGAGGGCCGCUACAAGGACCUCAGCAUGGAUGUAAUAAAGCUCUUCCCUACUCGCAACCGUAUUGUUUUCCGUUACAGGAUGGCAAACAAGCUCCGUAUGAUCUUGCAAGAAAUUGAUGACCUCAUCAAAGAGAUGAAUGACUUUAGGUUCAUGUUUAAACCAGGGCCACCAGAGCCCACAAAUUACUUGAGGCAGAAUAUUUCUCAUAUCAUCGACCCUGUGAACAUUGCCAAAGAAUCAAGAGCCCAAGAGAAGAAGGAUGUUGUUGAUAGAUUACUUGCCCAAGCUAGCAGCUCGGAUCUCACGGCCCUUCCCAUCGUCGGAAUGGGAGGGUUGGGCAAGACCACCUUAGCGCAGCUCAUUUACAAUGACCCUGAAAUCAAGAAGCAUUUCCAGUUGCGGCUUUGGGUGUGUGUCUCUGAUAACUUUGAGGUGGAUUCCCUGGCUGAUAGAAUACUGAAAGAGAAUGGUUGUAAAGCAACUGGUUGCUCAGCAUUGGAGAAGCUUCAAAAUGCAGUGAGUGGGAAGAGGUACCUACUCGUAUUGGAUGAUGUAUGGAACCGUGAUGAGCACAAGUGGGAAAGGCUUAAGUCCUACCUUCAGCAUGGUGGCAACGGUAGCUCAGUACUGACAACAACUCGUGAUGAAGCAGUUGCUAAACUAAUGAUGGGCAAAACUGAAGGAGCCUAUAAACUUGAAAGCUUGGGUGCAUACUUCAUAGAGAAAAUUAUCAAGACAAGAGCAUUCAGUUCAAAAGAAGAGGAGUGGCCUGGUGAACUAGUUAAAAUGGUCGGACAAGUUGCCAAGAGAUGUUCUGGCUCUCCUUUGGCUGCUACAGCUUUGGGCUCGGUACUGCGUACCAAGACCAGCAAGCAAGAAUGGGAUGCUGUACUAAAUAGAAGCACUAUUUGUGAUGAGGAAAAUGGAAUUUUACCAGUACUUAAAUUGAGUUACAAUUGCUUGCCAUCAUAUAUGCGGCAAUGCUUUGCUUUCUGUGCUAUGUUUCCCAAGGAUUAUGAGAUUGAUGUGCAAAGUCUAAUCCACCUAUGGAUGGCCAAUGGUUUUAUCCCAGAGCAACCAGGAGUGUGUCCUGAAACCAUUGGAGAAAAAAUUUUCAAUGAGCUGAAGUCGAGGUCAUUUUAUCAGGAUUUGAAGAGUGUCCCAUUUGAACAAAAAUAUGAUACUAUUGGACAGAUCAGGUAUACGUAUUGUUCUAAAAUUACUUGUAAGAUCCACGACCUUAUGCAUGAUGUUGCAGAAUCUUCUAUGGGAAAAGAAUGUGCCGCAAUAGCUACACACCCGAGCCAAAGUGAGUAUGCUCUUCAUUCCGCUCGUCAUUUGUAUUUAUCAGUGCGUCAACCAGAAAAUCUUCUGAAUGCUUCCGUAGAGAAAGGAUCUCCAGCUUUCCAAACAUUGAUAUGUGAUGGAUAUGUAAAAGAAGAUUUGAAGAUCUUAUCAAAAUACAACUCUAUCAGAGCCUUAAAGAUCAAACGAGGUUCAUUCCUAAGGCCGAAAUAUCUUCAUCACCUGAGGUAUCUUGAUCUCUCAGAAAGUGAAAUUGAAGCACUUCCUGAAGACAUUAGCAUCCUAUAUCAUCUGCAAACACUGAAACUUUCUUACUGUCGUAAGCUUGAACGACUUCCAAAGGAACUGAAGUAUUUGACUUCCCUCCGUCACCUCUACACUCACGGAUGUAGAAAGUUGAAAAGCAUGCCCGGAGGGCUCGGACACCUCACUUCCCUACAGACACUUACAUGCUUUGUAGCAGGUACCGACUCCGGUUGCAGUAAUGUGAGAGAGCUGCAGGAUUUGGACCUCGGUGGUAGACUAGAGCUAAGACAGCUCGAAAAUGUCACAGGAGCAAAUGGUGCGCAAGCAGCAGGUCUUGGAAACAAGAAAAACUUGACUGAACUGGAGUUAAGAUGGACUGAUGGUGAUCAGGAAGCACAAAAUAGUAAUCACGAAGAGGUGGUGGAAGGUCUCAAACCUCAUGAUGGGCUGAAGGUCCUGAGGAUAUAUUCCUGUGGGAGCAGUACUUUUCCAACGUGGAUGGAUAUGUUGAAUGGCAUGGUGGAGCUUAAGUUAUCUGGUUGCAAAAGGCUCGAGAAGCUUCCUGCACUCUGGCAGUUACCAGCUCUGGAAAUUCUUCACCUAAAAGGAUUGGAAAGUUUACAUUGUUUGUGCAGCGGCGCUACUACAGCCGUCACAUUUCAGAAACUGAAGGUGCUUUUCUUGUUUAAGAUGCCAAAAUUUGAGGCAUGGCUGGACACAGAUGUGGUACAAGGAGAAGGACUGAUAUUUCCCAUGGUUGAGGAGCUGGAGAUCCGCGAGUGUGGAAGUUUGACUGCAUUACCAAAAGCAGCAUCGGUGAUUACGGAAUCGUCCGGCGGAGUUGAUACUAAGUGCCGCUCUGCAUUUCCAGCACUGAGGAAGCUAUUCUUAUUUAAUCUGUCGGCUCUUGAGAGAUGGGGGGCAGCCGAAGGAACUCCAGGAGAAGAGGUAACAUUUCCUCUGCUGGAGGACUUGGAAAUUAUUGUCUGCCCGAAGUUGACUGGUCUCCCUGAAACACCCAAGCUAGGUGAAUUAGUCAUAUUAGGAGAAGAUAUGUCCCUGCAGGCAGUUAGCAGAUGCAUUCCUUCGCUGUCCAGUCUGCGUCUGAAUGUGUCACCCGAUGACACGGAAACAACAUUGCUGCAUGUCAAGCAGAAAUGGAAUCAUGAACUCCCCCUGGCAGCUAUGACGCUAAUUAGGUGCGACCUUUUGUUCUCCUCCCACCCAGGUGCACUAGCGUUGUGGACAUGUUUUGCACGGCUUGUAGAUUUGACAAUUCGGAAUUGCAACGCUCUUGUCUACUGGCCAGAAAACGUGUUCCAGGUCCUGGUAUCCCUAAGGAGGUUAUCAAUUUGGAGAUGCAGCAAACUGACAGGACACACACAAGCUUCUGACGGGCAAUCUGCUCCAGAACGGGGUGGGCUCCUGCCACAUCUGGAAUCUCUAUCGAUAGGUGGUUGCACAUCUUUGGUGGAGGUCCCCAACCUGCCGGCAUCUCUCAAGACAUUACUUAUUGGUGGAUGCGGUGAUAAUAUCAAGUCCAUCAUAUUCGGUCAGCAUGAGUCUGUGAUGCCGGUGGGUGGAGAAGGUGUCGUACAGCCGGACACGUCAUCAUUAAUUUCAGGAUCCAACGGUAGUGAGGCCACGGCGUCUACAGCUGUACUGAAGCUGUCAUCAGCAGCCAACCAUCGCUCCCUUCCAUGCCUAGAAUUUCUAUUGAUAAGUGAUUGCGCUCAUUUGUCAGAGGUUGCCAAUCUUCCUCCGUCUAUCAAGAUCUUGGAAAUUUUGAGCUGCGACAACCUUCAAUCCCUAUCAGGAAAGCUAGAUGCCGUCCAAGAAUUAACUAUUCGGUUCUGCGGUAGGUUGGAGUCACUGGAAUCUUGCGUAGGAGAGCUCCGAUCGCUGGAACUACUCAAACUUGAUGGUUGUAGAAGCCUGGUGUCCUUACCGGAUGGGUCUCAAGCAUACUCAUCUCUUAGAUAUCUUGAGAUUCAAGAUUGUGAUAGUAUAAAGUUGCUUCCGCGGAGCCUACGGAGCCGUUUGGAUUGCCUCAAGGAGAAAGACCUAGAUGCCCGUUACGAAGAAACGACUUGGAAACGUGCAAUCAGGACGCUGGUGCGUGCUCGAAAUAGCAGAUUGAGGACCUAAUAAAGAAAGUUACCAUCAAGUUUUUUUUUGAGGGGAUAUCACCAAGGAUCGUUGUUACCAGACCUGCAAAUGAUGGAUUAUUGUGACCGUGGUAGAAUGUAUAACAUACACUUACUGAAGAUAAUCUCCAGUGAACUCCAUCGGAAGUCCAAGAUUUUAAGCAGCAAACAAGUCCCAGAACGCAAGCUGAAGAAUUUAGCACAUGGAGCUCCGUGCUCAAGUCCUUUAUCCUUCUUCAAGCUGAAGUCCUUUAUUUUGAGCAGAAAACAAGUCCCAGAGUGCACUCUGAAGAAUUAUAGCAUACCGAGCUCCAUGAUCCAGCUUUUUAUCCUUCUCUUUUCUUUUGAACUGUGACGUGUUUGAAUUCGUGCCUGCUCCAGCACAAGCGAAACAUAGCUAGGGCUUCCAUUUCGUGAUGUGUUUUUUCUACAUGACCGCAGAAGAUAAUUGCCAAAUCAAUAGUCCAACAUGUUCAUGUUGUUGUUCGA
This is a messenger RNA of Panicum hallii, 4557 nucleotides long. Its product is annotated as putative disease resistance protein RGA4. Lineage: Eukaryota; Viridiplantae; Streptophyta; Magnoliopsida; Poales; Poaceae. The record is from RefSeq and is a predicted model, not a curated record. Gene Ontology annotation, biological process: defense response to other organism. Bases 74 to 4069 code for a protein of 1331 amino acids. Gene Ontology annotation, molecular function: ADP binding. The transcript has 3 exons.